Marmota flaviventris (yellow-bellied marmot) is the source of this 2844-nucleotide messenger RNA. It is a transcript of the gene Thap9, whose product is annotated as THAP domain containing 9. NCBI's taxonomy places the organism in Eukaryota, Metazoa, Chordata, Mammalia, Rodentia, Sciuridae. The record is from RefSeq and is a predicted model, not a curated record.
CGCGGGAAGCCUGGAGGUGGAGCCCCAUGUAACAAGAUGACCCGAAGUUGCUCUGCAGUGGGCUGCAGUACCCGAGACACCAUGCUGAGCCGAGAGCGCGGCCUCUCCUUCCACCAAUUUCCAACUGAUACCAUACAACGCUCAAAAUGGAUCAGAGCUGUUAAUCGUGUGGACCCCAGAAGCAAAAAGAUUUGGAUUCCAGGACCAGGUGCUAUACUAUGUUCUAAACAUUUUCAAGAAAGUGAUUUUGAGUCCUAUGGCAUAAGAAGAAAGCUGAAAAAAGGAGCUGUGCCUUCUGUUUCUCUAUACAAGAUUCCUCAGGGUGUUCACCUUAAAGGUAAAGCAAGACAGAAAAUCCUAAAACAACCACUUCCAGACAAUUCUCAAGAAGUUGCUAGUGAGGACCAUAACUAUAGUUUAAGGAGGCCCUGGACAGGAGGUGCUGAGAAACUGGCUGAGGUGCAACAAAUGUUACAAGUGUCUAAAAGAAGACUUAUCUCUGUAAAAAACUACAGGAUAAUCAAGAAAAGAAAGGGCCUACAGUUAAUUGAUUCACUUGUAGAAGAAAGACUACUUUCUGAAGAAACAGAGUGUCUCCUAAGAGCACAAUUUUCAGAUUUUAAUUGGGAGAUGUAUAACUGGCGAGAAACAGCUGAGUACUCCACCGAAAUGAAACAGUUUGCGUGUACACUCUAUUUGUGUAGUAGCAAAGUCUAUGAUUAUGUAAGAAAGAUUCUUAAACUGCCUCAUUCUUCUAUCCUCAGAACGUGGUUAUCCAGAUGCAAACCCAGUCCAGGUUUCAACAGCAAUAUUUUUUCUUUUCUUCAACAAAGAGUAGAGAAUGGAGACCAGAUAUAUCAGUACUGUUCACUGAUCAUAAAAGGUAUCUCUCUCAAGGAACAACUUCAGUGGGAUCCCAGCAGUAAUAGUUUGCAAGGGUUUAUGGACUUUGGUCUUGGGAAACUUGAUGCUGAUGAAACACCACUUGCCUCAGAAACCAUUUUGUUAAUGGCAGUGGGUAUUUUUGGUCAUUGGAGAACCCCUCUUGGUUACUUUUUUGUAAACAGAACAUCUGGAUACUUGCAAGCUCAGCUGCUUCGUCUGACUAUUGGCAAACUGAGUGACAUAGGGAUCACAGUUCUGGCUGUUACGUCUGAUGCUACAGCUCACAGUGUUCAAAUGGCAAAAGCAUUGGGGAUACAUAUUGAUGGAGACAACAUGAAGUGUACAUUUCAGCAUCCUUCAUCUUCUAGUCAACAGAUUGCAUACUUCUUUGAUUCUUGCCACUUGCUGAGAUUAAUAAGAAAUGCAUUUCAGAAUUUUCAAAGCAUUCAAUUUAUUAAUGGUACAGCACAUUGGCAGCACCUUGUGGAAUUAGUAGCUCUAGGAGAACAGGAAUUAUCAUAUAUGAAGGGAAUCCCAAGAAAACAUGCAAAUUUGAAAAAUCAUGUAUUGAAAAUGAAUUGUGCCGCUCAACUCUUUAGUGAGAGUGUAGCCAGCGCAUUAGAAUAUUUGCUGUCAGUGGGCCUUCCUCCUUUUCAAAACUGUAUUGGUACUAUCCAUUUUUUACGUUUAAUUAACAACCUGUUUGACGUUUUUAAUAGCAGAAACUGUUAUGGAAAGGGUCUUAAAGGACCUCUGUUACCUGAAACUUUUAGUAAAAUAAAUCAUGUAUUAAUUGAAGCCAAGACUAUUUUUCUUACAUUAUCUGACACUAGCAAUAAUCAGAUCCUUAAAGGUAAGCGGAAAUUAGGGUUCCUGGGAUUUUUGCUUAAUGCUGAGAGCUUAAAAUGGCUCUACCAAAAUUAUGUUUUCCCAAAAGUCAUGCCUUUCCCUUAUCUUCUGACUUACAAAUUCAGUCAAGACCAUCUGGAAUUAUUUCUAAAGAUGCUUAGGCAGGUAUUAGUACCCAGCUCCAGCUUUACCUGCAUGGCAUUCCAGAAAGCUUACCAUAAUUUAGAGACCAGAUACAGAUUUCAAGAUGAAGUUUUUCUAAGUGAAGUAAGCAUCUUUGACAUUUCAGUUGCUCGAAGAAAAGAUUUGGCCCUCUGGACAGUUCAACGUCAGUAUGGUGUCAGGGUUAUGAAGUCGCUUUUUCACAAAGAAGAUAUUUGUCAAGACUGGUCUAAUUGUUCACUAAGUGAGGCAUUACUAGACCUGUCAGAUCAAAAGCGAAGUCUUACCUGUUAUGCUGGUUAUAUUGCAACUAGGUUAUCAGCUAUUUUAACUUGUGAAGACUGUAUCAGUGCACUGUAUGCAUCGGAUCUUAAAGCCUCUAAAAUUGGUUCACUGUUAUGUGUUAAAAAGAAGAAUGGUUUGCAUUUUCCUUCAGAAAGUCUAUGUCAGAUAAUAAAUAUUUGUGAACAAGUUCUAAGAACCCAUUCAAGAAUGGUAGUUUUUGAACUAGUUCCUAAACACAGGGAAUUGUAUCUUCAGGAGAAAAUAUUACAUGAGCUUUCUGGGCAUACUUAUCUUUUUGUAGAUUUAAAUGAGCAUCUCUUUGAUGGAGAAGUUUGUGCCAUCAAUCAUUUUGUAAAGCUACUAAAGGAUAUAAUAAUGUGUUUCUUAAGUAUCAGAGCUAAAGAUGUAGCUCAGUACUCUUUAAGACACCAUUCAGAAAGAACUGAAAGGAAGACUUUGUCAAAGAAACACGGGUCUUUACAGGAUUACAAAUGUUUAAGUUUCGCUAAUACCAAUAAAUUUAGACAUUUGCUAAGUAAUGAUGGAUAUCCAUUAAAAUGAGAGCUCUUAAAAUAUAUUACCAUUUUUCUUAAGAAUAUUUGGUCAACAUUUUUUUUAAAGCUCACUCUACCAUAUUUUAUAAAUUGACCAUUCUGCACAGUG